Nycticebus coucang (slow loris) is the source of this 1657-nucleotide messenger RNA. It is a transcript of the gene MNS1, whose product is annotated as meiosis specific nuclear structural 1. Gene Ontology annotation, biological process: cilium organization. Lineage: Eukaryota; Metazoa; Chordata; Mammalia; Primates; Lorisidae. The transcript is spliced from 10 exons. Bases 25 to 1512 code for a protein of 495 amino acids. The record is from RefSeq and is a predicted model, not a curated record. Gene Ontology annotation, cellular component: motile cilium.
AUCCGGGGUUUUUCACCAGCUAAAAUGGCUUCCAAAAGGAGAUCUUUAAGUGUUAGUGAAAGACAUCAGAAAUCAGUAGAUGAAAACUACUGCAGAAACUUGCAUAUUCAAGCACUAAAAAACAUAAACAGUCAAAUCAGGAAUCAAAUGGAGCGGAAUGAAAGUGAUAACCAUGUUGAACACAGGAGAUUCCUCAGAUUAUUACAGAAUGAACAAUUUGAGUUGGAUAUGGAAGAGGCCAUUCAAAAGGCAGAAGAAAACAAGAGAUUGCAGGAACUCCAGCUUAAACAAGAAGAAAAAUUGGCUAUAGAAUUGGCAAAACUAAAACAUGAAAAUUUAAAGGAUGAAAAGAUGAGACAACAAGUAAGAGAAAACAGCAUUGAGCUCAGAGAAUUGGAGAAGAAAUUAAAAGCAGCUUAUAUGAAUAAAGAAAGGGCAGCACAGAUUGCUGAAAAGGACGCCAUUAAAUAUGAACAAAUGAAACGUGAUGCCGAAAUAGUCAAAAUCAUGAUGGCAGAACAGGAAAGAAUAAUAAAGCAAGAGAAUGCUGCAGAAGAGAAACGAAGCAGAGUAAAAGCACAAUAUUAUCUCGACUUAGAGAAACAACUUGAAGAACAAGAAAAGAAAAAGCAGGAAGCUUAUGAGCAGUUGCUGAAAGAGAAACUCAUGAUUGAUGAAAUUGUUAGGAAAAUCUAUGAAGAAGAUCAAUUGGAAAAACAACAAAAGUUAGAAAAGAAGAUUACAACUCGAAGGUAUAUAGAAGAGUUUCAGAAAGAGCAGGCUCUCUGGAGAAAAAAGAAACGUGAGGAGAUGGAAGAAGAAAACAGAAAAAUCAUAGAGUUUGCCAACUUGCAGCAGCAAAGAGAAGAAGAUAGGAUGGCAAAAAUCCAAGAAAAUGAGGAAAAAAGGCUGCAGCUUCAGAAUGCGCUAACUCAGAAAUUGGGAGAAAUGCUGCGGCAACGUGAAGAUUUGGAACAAGUACGACAAGAAUUAUACCAGGAAGAACAAGCUGAACUAUACAAGAAGGAACUAAAAGAACAAGCUGAAGAGAAACUGAGAAAGCAAAUAGAGAGGAAGCAAGAUUUUGAAGAGCAAAUGGCCUUGAAGGCACUGGUGCUACAGGCUGCAAAAGAGGAGGAGGAGAGCUUCAGGCAAGCUCUGCUAGCGAAACUUGCUGAGGACGAUCGGAUAGAACUAAUGAACGCUCAGAAACAAAGAAUGAAGCAGCUGGAACACAGGAGGGCUGUGGAAAGACUUAUUGAGGACCGUCGCAACCAGUUUCUUGCCGACAAACAACGUGAACUGGAAGAAUGGCAGUUACAGCAGAAAAGACAAGGAUGUAUUAAUGCAAUUAUUGAAGAAGAAAGGCUAAAACUUCUCAAAGAACAUGCAGCAAAAUUACUAGGAUAUCUCCCUAAAGGAGUAUUUAAAAAAGAGGAUGAUAUUGAUCUGCUUGGGGAAGAGUUUAGGAAAGCGUAUCAGAAAAGGAGUGACAUUUGUGAAGAAAAGUGAUAUCAAGAUUGGGUAAAAUCUAUAUUCUUUUGUAUGUUACCACUAGAUGUCAGCGUAACUUUUGCUUAAUGGUUCAGUGACAGGAUUCCAUUGUCUGUUUGCCUUUUCUAAAACCUUACUGAAUCUCAUAAUUUGUAAGCAGUUA